Messenger RNA from Brassica oleracea var. oleracea, 1231 nucleotides. RefSeq names its product F-box protein At1g78100-like. Gene Ontology annotation, molecular function: protein binding. NCBI's taxonomy places the organism in Eukaryota, Viridiplantae, Streptophyta, Magnoliopsida, Brassicales, Brassicaceae. The record is from RefSeq and is a predicted model, not a curated record.
UAAAUAUCAUAAACCCAACGGCAAUGAUGGUCCCACAUGCCGAGAAUUAAAAUAUCAUAUCGCCUUUUGGAUUGUUUCCUUAUUUAAAGUCUAAAACCUAUUCAACUCAAAUCAGAAGAGAACACAGAGAAAGACAGUGAGAAGACUCUCUAAACGAUCCCGAAGGUUUGGAUCAUGGAUGCUUUUGAUGCGAUUCCCGAUCCUGUGGUCAUCGACAUUCUGAACGAAGUCCGUGACGUCAAAACGCUGAUACGAUGUCGUUCCGUCUCGAAACGAUUCAACUCGCUGGCCACUGAGUCAGACUCGCUCCUUCUCCAACUCGAUCAGAUCGGAGAAUCCGACUCCGAGAAAGAUUCAGCGAUCACAAGCUUCUUCCGUUCACUGUUCAAAUCUGUCCACGGAUUCUUCCCAAUCUUCUCCAAACCCGCUAAAAUCCUGACUCCAGUUCAGAUUCUCGCCGGGUUUGACCAGAUCCGGAACCUGGAUGUGAAGUUCUACGGCGGAGAUUUCAAGCUGGAGAAAGGCGCUGCUGUUAAGUGGAAGGCGGAGUUCGGGGAGAGUCUCAAGAGCUGCGUCAUCGUCGCAUUCCGUUCAGCGACGGUCAACACUUCAGCAAUCGACGGCGACGCGGAGACCGAUUCAGAGUUCGUCUCUGGUUUAAAGACGCGCGUGGUGUGGACGAUCAGCGCGUUGAUGGCGGCUUCCACGCGCCACUACCAGAUGAGAGAUUUGGUGAAGGAGCACAAGGAGAUGGAGAGGUUGACCGUGCGUGACAGAGAUGGGGAAGGUACGGUGGUGAUGGACGCGGCGGGGAUGAAAGAAUACAGAGAAACGGAGGCGCGUGGGGAUGAGAAAGUGUCGCGGGAACGCACGGUGGUUCCUAACGUGAGGAUGAGUAUGAGAAACGCGCCGUCGCUGAAGCUGAAGAGCGGGAUUUGUUUAGAGGCAGCAACGCUCGUUGUCGUAAGGCCGAGUGGUGUGGCUUCUGAUGACGACGAUGCUGAGCUGGCGACGGGGGCGUUCGGUUUCGGUGAUUGUAUGUACGGAGAAGCCGUUGCGGCUUUGCUCAAGCGUAUGAGAAAUGUGUUAGAGAUGAAUUCUUUUUAGCCUAAUGGGCUUUCGUUUAUCCGGCCUUUUAAUGUAUAUUGUAACACACCGUACAAACCCAUCUGUACUUGCUGUGGCGUACGAUCGAAUUAUUACACUGAUAGAAUAUGAUUGUCACGUUAAA